Malania oleifera is the source of this 2417-nucleotide messenger RNA. RefSeq names its product pentatricopeptide repeat-containing protein At4g14850. Gene Ontology annotation, molecular function: RNA binding; zinc ion binding; protein binding. The transcript is spliced from 2 exons. The record is from RefSeq and is a predicted model, not a curated record. Lineage: Eukaryota; Viridiplantae; Streptophyta; Magnoliopsida; Santalales; Ximeniaceae. Bases 235 to 2295 code for a protein of 686 amino acids. Gene Ontology annotation, biological process: RNA modification.
AAACCUCUUUCAAACCGUACCUAAUAUAAAAACGAAAUGGUGGAUGGGUUGGCUUCGCCGUCGACAACGGGGGAUAAGCACGCAUGGUUCUGCAUUAACAGUAAUCAAGAUUCAAAUAUCCGGCAUCUCGCGAGGCAGACACCGUUGCAUUCUUCUUGCUUCCGCUAAAUUCUCCUCUCCUCCUUCAUGCAUCAGUCACAACCCUAUUAGGAAUCAUGUCCAGAGUCACUGGCAAUGCCGUUCCUCACCCCCAACUCACUCGCCGUCCUGGUCGAAACCGCCGUUUCCGCUCAUUCUUCUCUCUCCGGCCGAGCCGCCCACGCCUGCAUCGUCAAGACCUUCCCCACUCCCUUCCCUUCCUUCCUCUCCAACCAUCUCGUCAACAUGUACUCCAAGCUGGGCCUCCUCGACUCGGCCUCGCUCGUCCUUUCCCUCACCCCCGCCUCGUCCCGCUCCGUCGUCACCUGGACUGCCCUCAUCGCCGGUUCCGUCCAGAACGGUUAUUUCGCUUCCGCCCUCCUCCAGUUCUCCGACAUGUGCCGCGAGUCCAUCCUCCCCAAUGACUUUACAUUCCCCUGUUUGUUCAAGGCGUGCGCGUCGCUCUUCCAGCCGGUGACCGGAAAACAGCUUCAUGCGCUCGCAGUAAAGGCUGGUCAGAUUGCCGAUGUUUUUGUGGGGUGUGGCGCCUUCGACAUGUACUGUAAAACGGGUCUCAGAGAAGACGCUUGUAAGCUGUUUGAUGAAAUGCCUGAACGGAACAUUGUAACAUGGAAUGCUUUUAUUACUAACUCGGUCCUGGAUGGCCGACCCCAAAAGGCAAUCGCUGCAUUUAUUGAGUUUCGGAAUGUGGACGGGGAACCCAAUUCAAUAACGCUGUGUGCAUUUCUCAAUGCGUGUUCUGAUGCUUCAUAUCUCCAGCUUGGGCGACAGCUGCAUGGGUUUGUAAUUCGAUGUGGGUUUGAGGCGGAUGUUUCAAUUACAAAUGGGCUCAUUGAUUUUUACGGAAAGUGUCAGCAGGUUGAAUCUUCCGAAAUGAUUUUUGUUGACAUCUUUAAGCCUAAUGAUGUUUCUUGGUGCUCAAUGGUGGCUGCGUAUGUUCAAAAUGACGAGGAAGAGAAGGCUUGCAUGAUCUUCCUGCGCUCUAGGAAAGAAGGCAUUAAGCCUGCUGAUUUCAUGAUUUCAAGUGUUCUUAGUGCUUGUGCGGGGCUUGCUGGACUUGAAUUGGGCAGGUCAGUUCAUGCCCUGGCUGUGAAGGCGUGCGUAGAGUGGAAUAUAUUUGUGGGAAGUGCACUUGUUGACAUGUAUGGAAAAUGUGGAAGCAUAAAGGAUUCAGAGAGGGCCUUUGAUGAGAUGCCAGAGAGGAAUUUAAUUACUUGGAAUGCAAUGAUAUGUGGGUAUGCACAUCAAGGGCAUGCAGACAUGGCUGUGGUCUUGUUUGAGGAAAUGACAUCUGGCAUUUGCGAGGUAGUACCGAAUUAUGUCACACUGGUCUGCAUAUUAUCGGCAUGCAGUAGGGCUGGGUCAGUCAAGGUGGGUAUGGAGAUUUUUGAGUCAAUGAGAGAAAGGUAUGGGGUUGAACCUGGUGCAGAGCAUUAUGCGUGUGUUGUGGACCUGCUGGGGCGAGCUGGGAGGGUAGAGGAUGCUUAUGAGUUCAUAAAGAAAAUGCCAAUUCGCCCAACAAUUUCAGUUUGGGGAGCUCUUUUAGGAGCUUGUAGAGUUUAUGGAAAGCCAGAGCUGGGAAAGGUAGCCGCUGAUAGUCUAUUUGAACUAGAUCCACAUGACCCUGGCAAUCAUGUGCUGCUUUCAAAUAUGUUUGCAGCUGCUGGCAGAUGGGAGGAAGCUAACCUUGUGAGGAAGGAUAUGAAAGAUGUGGGAAUUAAAAAGGGAGCAGGAUGCAGUUGGAUCACCGUAAAAAAUGCAGUUCAUGUCUUCCAAGCGAAGGAUGCCUCCCAUGAGAAGAAUGCUGAGAUUCAGGCAAUGCUUGCGAAGCUGAGGAGGGAGAUGACGGCAGCUGGCUACAUACCUAACACCAAUUUCGCUCUCUAUGAUUUGGAAGAUGAAGAGAAAGAAGCAGAAGUUUGGUACCACAGUGAGAAAAUUGCCCUUGCCUUUGGCCUUAUAUCAAUUCCCCCUGGAGUCCCUAUUAGGAUCACGAAAAAUCUAAGGAUCUGUGUAGAUUGCCAUAGUGCCAUUAGGUUCAUCUCAGGCAUUGCUGCCAGAGAAAUUAUUGUAAGAGACAAUAAUCGGUUUCAUCACUUCAGGGAUAAUCUGUGCUCUUGUGGAGAUUAUUGGUGAUCAUUUAAAUUUUUUAACAUUUUUUUUUUCAUGAUUUAGAAUCCCAAAAACACUUGUCCUAUAAUUGAAAUUGUAGCUACAGAAUUUUAGUGGAAAAAAAGAGAGAGAUACAAUUCCUAGUU